This is a messenger RNA of Linnemannia hyalina, 528 nucleotides long. Lineage: Eukaryota; Fungi; Mortierellomycota; Mortierellomycetes; Mortierellales; Mortierellaceae. The record is from the annotation of a GenBank genome assembly.
AUGAACAGCGACACACAUUCAACGACCCCCACAGCAAACAUUGCCGACAUUCUACACUCUCAUGACCACCUCACACCACCAGAACCAGCAACGACAACGGACUCAUUAGCCCAGCACGAGGGACGUGUGACCAACGAGACUUUGGCCACGGUAGGGCCUGUUGCUGCAGAGCUCGCACAAGAGUUCAGUAUAGAGUCCCUCUCUGCCCCUGCAGUCAAGGAAGCACAGGGUCAGAUCCAGACUGUGGCACUCCAAAUGGAUGGGAUCAGAACUCAAGUCGGUCAGAUCAAGGAUCAAUUACCAGGACUAAACCAGCAGACAGUAGCGCUUAUCGAAGGAGCUGAGGCAAUGGAGCGAAUGUACAAGCAGAUCGAUGCACUGGCGAUCAUGGUCGAAAGCGUAGCGGCAACUGUUCAGGAUGUGAAUGCCUCGAUGGACCAGGCAGAGCGCGAUUUGACCUCGUCCGCAUUACAACCGCUUCAGGCGGUGCUGGAAACCCUUAAAAUGGGACCAAAGGGAUUCCGGUAG